GGGAUUUCCUGCUUUUCUCCCCACUUGGAUGCACCGUUAUGUGGAGCUGUUCUGCAGCUGCUCCUCCCCAGAGGCAGCUGCGUCUCUGUGCCGCGGAACCGUCGGUUGAAGUACAUCAGCCUGGCAGUGCUAGUGGUCCAGAACGCCUCCCUCAUCCUGAGCAUCCGCUACGUGCGAACCCUGCCCGGGGAGCGCUUCUUCGCCACCACGGCCGUGGUGAUGGCUGAGCUGCUCAAGGGAGCCACCUGCCUGCUGCUCAUCUUCCUCCAGAAACAAGGCAGCAUGAAGCAGUUCGCCCUGUUGCUGUACGACGCCGUGGUGGUGCAGUACAUGGACACGCUGAAGCUGGCGGUGCCCUCGCUGAUCUACACGCUGCAGAACAACCUCCAGUACGUCGCCAUCUCCAACCUGCCGGCAGCCACCUUCCAGGUCACCUACCAGCUGAAGAUCCUGACCACGGCCGUCUUCUCGGUCCUGAUGCUUCGCAAGAGCCUGUCGCGCCUGCAGUGGGUGUCCCUGGUGCUGCUCUUCGCCGGCGUGGCCGUCGUCCAGGUGGAGCAGGGCCAGGCGGGCGGGGGGAGCAACCCGGGCGCCGCCGCCCACCAGAGCUACGCCGUCGGCCUGGUCGCCGUGGUGGUCUCCUGCCUCUCCUCGGGCUUCGCCGGCGUCUACUUCGAGAAGAUCUUGAAGGGCAGCUCGGCCUCCGUGUGGCUCCGCAACGUGCAGCUGGGCAUCUUUGGGACCCUGCUGGGGCUGCUGGGCAUGUGGUGGGCCGAGGGGGCGGCCGUGGCCGCCCAGGGCUUCUUCCACGGCUACAGCCCGCUGGUGUGGGGCGUGAUCCUCAACCAGGCCUUCGGCGGCCUCCUGGUGGCCGUGGUGGUGAAGUACGCGGACAACAUCCUCAAGGGCUUCGCCACCUCGCUCUCCAUCGUGGCCUCCACCGUGGCCUCCAUGUACCUCUUCGGCUUCCGCCUGCACCCGCCCUUCGCCCUGGGGGCCGGGCUGGUCAUCGGGGCCGUCUACAUGUACAGUCUGCCCAAGGCCGGGCCGCCCCUGGGCCCUCGCCAGGAGCCCACGGCCCUGCCGCCCCUCGGCAAGGAACCCAGCGAGCCGGGCUACCCGCCCAAGCUGGCAUGUAAAGAGAAGGGCUCCUGAGUUGGGCAGCGACUGGGGUGGGGCGACGUUCGCUGUGUCUGGAAGCACCCGGCCCCGGCAGGGGACCCCUCCGCCCUGCCCCAGAGGUGGCUGCAUCUUGGGGCCAGGUGAGGCAGCCUGGGAUCCUGCCCGCGGCUUUCAGAAGAAAGUAGGAGAUGCAGUGGAAGGGUAGGGCUGGGAGCCAGGACUCCUGGGUUCUCUCCCCAGCUGCGGGAGGGGAGCGGGGUCUGGGAGCUCCACCUCACUGCCAUUUCCUGAUUCACCCUGCCUCGGUUUACCCUUGCGUAAAAGGCAGGCAGCCCUCCUACCUCCCAGAAGGGGAUGCGCCCGCUCACAGCAUGGCCAGUCCCCCUCACUCAAGCCCCCCAUGCUUAUGGGGGGGACGCAGGCACGAGCCGCUCAGUAUUAAUGCCCCCUAACCCAGUGGUUAUGGGGCAGCCGUGUGGAACCCCCCAUUUUUAUCACUCCCCAC
Mauremys mutica (yellowpond turtle) is the source of this 1627-nucleotide messenger RNA. It is a transcript of the gene SLC35A2, whose product is annotated as solute carrier family 35 member A2. Gene Ontology annotation, molecular function: UDP-galactose transmembrane transporter activity. Bases 220 to 1155 code for a protein of 311 amino acids. Gene Ontology annotation, cellular component: Golgi membrane. Gene Ontology annotation, biological process: pyrimidine nucleotide-sugar transmembrane transport. The record is from RefSeq and is a predicted model, not a curated record. NCBI's taxonomy places the organism in Eukaryota, Metazoa, Chordata, Testudines, Geoemydidae. The transcript has 5 exons.